Messenger RNA from Phytophthora nicotianae INRA-310, 432 nucleotides. RefSeq lists its product as hypothetical. The record is from RefSeq and is a predicted model, not a curated record. Gene Ontology annotation, molecular function: protein binding. The coding region runs from base 1 to 432 and encodes 143 amino acids. Lineage: Eukaryota; Oomycota; Peronosporomycetes; Peronosporales; Peronosporaceae. The transcript has 6 exons.
AUGGCAGCCUGGCAAGCGCUGCCAAAAGAGCAACGACCAGGAUCUUCGCUACCGGCGCUCUGUCACCGCAACACGCAGUGGUGGAGUCGCACAUACGGCCAUGGAAAUAAACCCGUAGCGAAUGAGAAGUCAUCUCCAUUUGAUGCUUUCUACCGGGCUAUUCGCGACAACCAAGUGGAGCGAGUGCAGAGCUACAUCGCUCAAAAUCCCACAGCUGUGUUCACCAAGGUCUUUGGCGAAAACCAGCGGACGGCAUUGUACGUCGCAAGCUUCUUCGGUCGCCACAAGGUCGUCAAACUGUUGCUGCAUCGCGGCGCCGACAAGAAUCUGCAAUGCCACGGCGUGAGGCCGAUCGACGUGGCCGGCUUCGCAUCAACCGACCCGAUUGACCGCAUGAAGGCGCUUCCUGCCCUCAAGUCAUCCUGCGGUUAA